AUGCCAGAGGCGAAGAAAGCCAAGACAGAUCAAUCCGUGAAGUAUCCCGAGCAGGACCUCUCCGAGGUUCUUGGAAAGCACAUUAUCUACACCUAUGAGAACGGCUGGCAGUACGAGAUCUACUUCAAGAGUGCCGAUAUGAUCCACUACCGCAUCCACAGCGGUCUCGUUGCUGGCCGCUGGGUCACAAACCGUGAGGUUUGCAUGACUGCCCUCGGGAAAGGCCUGGUUCGCAUCAACUGGCAGGAGCCUGUCGGGAACAUCGUCACGAUGGUCACUUCCCUGGAAGACCGUUGGCUCCACUCCUACUUCCUGAUGCCGAAGUGGAUCACGGAGGACCCCAUGGCCACAGUUUGCCACGAGGAUGAGCAUGUGGAGGAGAUGCUCAAGCGACGGGAACAGGCCCCUUCCGAAUUUUGGGCUUCACCCUACAACAGUCUCCGCCCGAAGGUUCGGAAAUUAAGUGUGCAUGUGUUGUUCUCUAUAAAGGGUCCUCGGAAUUGCUAG
Molecule: messenger RNA, 507 nt
Organism: Symbiodinium sp. CCMP2592
Lineage: Eukaryota; Dinophyceae; Suessiales; Symbiodiniaceae
Source: the annotation of a GenBank genome assembly